UGGGCUGUGUUUAAAAAUAAACAUCAAGCUUGAUAAGUGUUAAGUUAGUCGUGCGAACAAACAACGUCACUAGGAUUCUGCGACAUUUGAUGAAAAGGCGAUAGGAUUCCAUUCCUCGAGUACGUAAAAAACUGUGAAUCAAGCAACCACUGGCAGCUGCUUCUUCUCGUGCUGCGCAUUCAAGCUGAAAAAAAGAUAAAAAUUGCCUGAGCCGACCAGGUCGAGAAAGAGAGUGAGAGAGAAAGAGAAGAAGGAACGCAGUGCGCGCGAGUAAGAGUGUGAGAAUCGGCUGUACGGCUUGAGAAUUGUCAAAAAUUUUCGCAACCGAAGGAGCAGAACGUUCCGGAUGAAUUCUGUACGAAAAGCAAAAGCGGAAGCAGCAGAUACGGACCACGGCGACGGUGGUGAACGGCCGACGGCACCAGCAGCAGUUCCGCCACGGUGUGCGCCCUUCGUUCUUAUCCGCAGCAAUUGAUUUAGGGGGUUUUCCUCCCCAGUAGGCCGCAAUUGCUUAGUUGCACGGCAUACCGCAUAGCUUAUUUGUCCGAUUUUAGUUUCCCUCGUUCUUCCACCGCCGUUCGUCCAUAGUGCUUAUGUUGUGUUAUUGCGGAAUCGAUGUGUCAAAAGACCAAUCGUCCGUAUCUUCUGUAAUACGACUGUGUUCUGGUGUGAAUUGAAACAAAACGCAGAAACACCCAUCGUCAUGCUACAACAACUGCGAAAGGUGGCGAUAGUUGCAUAAGCUGGGACCAUCACGGCUUUGACACCAACAACAGGAUCCAGGAUCCUAGUUGGGAUUAUUGUUUGAAGCAGUGCGUAAAAAGUGUGUGUGUGUGUGGGGCGGAUUGGGAGAAAAAUCGCCAUCAAAUCGGUACAACUGCUUGGAGGAAAACGGCGGAAGGAAAAAGAAGGAUCAGCAUAGAUAAAACAGAAGCAACAAUAAACAACAAAGAACAGCAGUGCCAGCAACAACAGUGGACCAACGUUUUGCAGUGUGUGUGUGUGCGUGUGUUGUGUGGUGGUAAACCGACGUUUUUAUCGCGAGUGCGCGCGGUAGUCUGACAGAGAAAAGGAAGAAACCGUUUAUUUAGUGUUUCGGUCUCGUGUUUCACGUGCAACUCGCGCUUGCUUUGUGUUGGUCAGAAGGAUUACCUUGUCCUUUGUGCGCUAGAAUAAGCAGGAGCAAUAAUACGGUGUUUUUGACAGGUCCGAAACAGCAGCAACAGCAGCAAUAGUAGCAGCAACAGCAGAAGCAGCAGCAGCAACAACAGAAAGCAGUAGAAGCAGGCGGUGCAGAAGUGUUUCCGGUAGAGAGGGCGAGCAGCAAAAGCAAUGAACACAAAAGCCGAUACGAACCGACACGUACUGACGAUACAGGCGAAAAAGAAACGGCAUAAGACGGCUAAGAAGAAGGCGAAGCAGCAAGCGGCGGCAGCAGUGGCGGCGGCGGCGCAGGCAGCCGCGCAGAACAGCGGCAACAGCAUCGGAGGAGGUGGAGGUGGAGGUAGCAAUCACCAGUCGGCUACAACGACGGCGGUCAGUGGCGGUGGUGCCUUCGUGAGCGCCGGUGCAGUCGGCGGCCGCGAGGACGACGAGCAUGACGGCAUGAUGCUCGGAGCGAGUGCGCCGGACGGUGUUGGUGGUGUGUUGAUGCAGCAGCAGCAGCAGCAGCAGCAGCAGCAUCGUGCGUCAGACGUUCGGAAGGGUGCGGUCGGGGCGGCCAAACCGGUCCAUUCGGUGGACCGCACGACGAGCUCAUCGAACGAAACGAUUGAGCAAGAUCGGGACCGUGGCGAUCGGGACCGGGACCGGGACCGCGACCGGGAUCGCGAUGACGACGACGCUGGCGACGACCGGGACGCUGAUGGGUACACGAGCGAGGAGGAAGAGCAGGAGUGCCGUGAUGACUACUGCCGUGGCGGUUAUCAUCCCGUGAAGUUGGGCGAUUUGUUUCUGCAGCGCUACCACGUAAUAAGGAAGCUCGGUUGGGGCCAUUUCUCGACGGUGUGGCUCAGCUGGGACCUGGAGGAGAAGCGGUACGUGGCGCUGAAGAUCGUCAAGUCGGCGCAGCACUUCAGCGACACGGCGAAGGACGAGAUUCACAUCCUCAAGUCGAUCCUGAACGCGGACCCGACCGACCCGAAACGAAGCAAGGUGGUGCAGCUACUCAACGACUUUCGGAUAACGGGCGUCAACGGUACGCACAUCUGCAUGGUGUUCGAGGUGCUCGGUCACAAUCUACUGAAGCUGAUCAUGAAGUCGAACUACCGCGGGAUUCCGCUUGCUAACGUCAAGUCCAUCAUCCGGCAGGUGCUUGAGGGGUUGGACUAUCUGCAUACCAAGUGUAAGAUCAUCCACACCGACAUCAAGCCGGAGAACGUGCUGGUGUGCGUCAACGAAAGCUACGUUCGAAAGCUGGCCUGCGAAGCGACGGAGAUGCACGCGAUGGGCUGCAAGCUGCCGAUUUCCCUCAUCUCGGCCGCACCGCCUCAGUUCCAGGAGCAACCGGUCAGCACGAACAUGAGCAAGGCGAGGAAAAAGAAGAUGAAGAAGAAAGCGAAACUGCAGACGGAGCUGAUCCGGCAGCAGAUGGAGCACAUCCAGCAGCUCGAGUUCGGCGCACUGGAGAACGGAACCACAGAAGCCACCAGCCCGGAGCAGCUAAAAAUCGGGGGUGGCAGUGGUGAUGGACUCACGAGAGACGGCAAGGGUCGAACAGAGAGUGUCACUACGGAAAAGUCGUCGACCGACUUGACAACGACGACGGGGAAACAAAUGUCCGAAACGACGCGAUUGUUACUGAAUGGAACUGCAGGUGGUGGAUCCGAAGGCCUUGGUGCCGGCGGUGGUGGAUCAUCGUCGUCGGGCGAGGAAGAUCGGCCAACCUUGACGCCGAACGCAUCGACCCUUUCCAGUCCAUCGGUCAGCGAGGCGACUUCCUCGAACAACAACGAGGACCAUGGCGGAGGAGAAGGAGAAGGUACGCAGGCGGGUGACAUAAAGUGCAGCGGCGACGGUGCCGGUUCACCGGACGACUGCAAGUCCCCGGAGAAACCUUCCUCCUCCUGUGCCAACUCGGUCACGUCCGCCUCGAAGCUCGACAUCAGCGAAUCGGUGCGGAAGAUUCUCUCCUCGGUGAAGGAAUGCAAGGACCCGGCGUUCGAGGUGUGCGACAUCGACGUGAAGAUAGCGGACCUGGGCAACGCGUGCUGGGUGGACAAGCACUUUACCGAGGACAUCCAGACGCGCCAAUACCGCUCGCUGGAGGUCAUCAUCGGUGCCGGCUACGACACGUCCGCCGACAUCUGGAGUACGGCGUGCAUGGCGUUCGAGCUGGCCACCGGCGACUACCUGUUCGAGCCGUACUCGGGCAACGACUACUGCCGGGACGACGACCACAUCGCGCACAUCAUCGAGCUGCUCGGACCAAUCCCGAAACGGAUCGCGUUGUCCGGCAAAAACUCGAGCCAUGCGUUCAACUCCAAGGGCCUGCUGAAGAACAUCACCGGCCUGAAGCCAUGGGGCCUGGUCGACGUGCUGAUUGAGAAGUACGAGUGGCCGGUGGCCGAUGCUUAUGAAUUCAGCGACUUCCUCAAGCCGAUGCUGGACUACGAUCCGCGGACGCGUGCCACCGCCGCCGACUGUCUUCAGCACUCCUGGCUACGGCAUUGAUGUGAGGAGGAGGCCCUUGCUGGCGAAUCAUGUUGUGGGUUGUGAUCGUGCCCGGCUGAACUCAAGUAUGUUACAAUGAAAUAAUAAUGUGCGUGUGUGGGAAAGAGGAGUUGUGUGGCUGGAAGGCAACCUCUCCGGGAGUGUUUCUUGUUGAUGAUGGGCUCUGAGGAAGUGACGGUGCGAUGCGUUUCGGUGAAUUGUAGAAAUAUAUGUUAAGCUGUAGCCUAUGAAAGCUCUAGCCUUUUACGGAAAAGCAACGGAAGCGAUGCAAACACUAAUCAAUUGAGGGGCAAAUCACGUUGACUGAAGCCAAACGACGGAGCCUAAGCUGUGUGGAAAUGUCGGUCGGAGUCGGUUUGUUGGUUUGGUAGCUGGAAAAGAAACCGAUUGUUUUUUUCUGUUUUGUUUUGCGUUGAAGCACACACGAAGAAAGAACGCAAAAAGAAUGCAAAUGCCCGAGAGUGGAUGUAAUUUAUAGUGUUCCCGGCGCAUGAGGUGGAAUUCACUGGUGCACACAUGCUCAGUAGACGGAAACAGUGCACCUUGCGUAGGUCUUGAGGCAGGAGAUUGGAUAUGUGCUCUCAAGUGUAGCUGGCAAACUGGAAUUGGAAAUGUGUACGCAAUAGAGAAGCUGUAAACUAAUAACUGUUAAAUAGAUCCUGAGGAAUAAUGAAGGUUUGUGUAGGAAAUAUAUCCCCACACCAAACGAUCAGCUUUACAAGAUAGAACAAUACAUGGAAAUAGAUUAAAAAAACGAAAACAUCAAUGUGCCGUGUGUGCCCUCGAUUAGCGAACCUUCAACCUACAGUUUGGAUUUUGAUGCAACAGCGCUGGCUUCCUUAAAAGUGGCCGUCGCUGGGCAGAGAAGCAAAGAGUAUGAACAUCUCACCAUCAGCCAGCAAUCAUCUUGGCCACAAUAUGGAUUCCUCCGCGAACGUUGGAACGUGAGCAAGACAACCGCAACCGGCCAGACAGGAGGGAUGGCCAAGGGAAACGUUGGAAAUAACCUUUUGAAAAACGAAUAAGGAAUUAUUGAAAUAUUAAUUUACGAACCAGGAAUCAGGUAAACACAUUUUUAAACGGAUAUUAGGCAACAAUGAAACAGGAAUACAACCGUUCGUAGGAAGUAGGAUCUUAAUCUUUAUCGUUAUUGUACCUCCCACUUAUGAAAGCUCCGGAAUAUACUGUCCUAAAAUAUUUGUUAAAAGAAAACUUCUUAGGUUCAGAGUGAUGCAAAAAAAUGGUCUAUUGUGAGCUGAUGCGAAAAAGAGUUGGUACAGUCAGUCGCAUCCAGAGAGAAAAGUGGUGAAAUUCUCGACUGUUGUGCCAUUUGCACUUUUUUUUUCUUCUACCACGGAUACACCAAGCCACACACACACACACACAUCCCAGUAACACGGAACCAACCAACCAACCUUCCUAUGCACACGCGGAGCUGUUGCCAACAACCAUUUGGGAUUGGCAUAGAUUUUAUACCGUUUUACAUACGCAAAUUUUGCAAACACUAACCAUGCUGGGAGUGUCUGAGAUGGCCAAUCUACUAACCGUGUACACUAUAUUCGUAUGUUGGAUUGCUACACGUGCCGCGAAAGUACCGUGCCGGUUCCGUCCGCAGGAAAGUAGUAAGGUCGCCCUUAUGGAGAGGGUUCUCAAAGGUUGGCUUUGGGCACGAAUGCGAUGAUCUCAAUGCGACAGGGUGGUCGGUUUUCGCAUGAAAAUGGGAAGAAAUGCCAAAAGAAAUGGUAGCAAGAAAAAAGUGCCCCCAAACACGUGUUUGUGUCUUUGAUUCGUUUUCUUUUUCAAUACGAUCCAUACCUCACCGUGGUGUGUUCCUAGACAAGCAAAGAAAUAUAAAACAAAAAAAGGGGUACCAAAAGUGCAUCCCGUCAGUCUAACCACCAUAGAAUCCGAUAGUAAUCAAUCGUCAAUCUUCCAUACCUCUCGUGGAAUCACUUGUCUUGUAUCGGGACGCGUGAUAGAGUGUCAUACUGUCACAGGUUGUAUAGUCUCUGCUGGUCAAGGAGGGUAGUAUUAGCGACUUUCACAAUGCAAUGCAUUAAAACAGCACCGAGUGUGUUUGUGUGUGCAUCCUAUUGAGCGAGAUUUCUGAUACGAAGCCAGAUUAGAUUACGAGCAAAAAGUCGAGUGAAUCAAGGGAAAAUAUAGCAAACCCGGAAGUAGCGAGCAACAUCUAGCCUAGAUAGCGAAAAUACAACAGAUGGGGAAACUUGCUUCCUGGUUUCCGUCUCUCGUGGAAGAUUGGCGUGAUCCUCUCCGCCAAUCUUACUGGGUGAUUUUAAACAGGAAAAUUCUUUGUACGUGACGUUAAGGGACAAAGAAAAACGGAACCAUGGAUCCACAUCACUUGAAGACUUUUUUUCCGAACAGCGUAGCGAUACGGCAGGGGCACAAACGUCUGCAUUGAUACUUCCUUUCUAACGAUAAUGUUUGCAUCAAAUUGCAAAUGAAGUAGCUCCAACCCCAUAUACACCUUGGCAAGUACUAUCUCUUCAGCAGCCUGCAACAUCCAUUUCCAUUUGUCAUCGGGACGCUUUCGGCUUGAACACACAGUUUAUAGGAACACAUACAUAAUCAUCUCUGCUAGAGCACAGGAAUUAAAGUUUAAAAUAUAUAGCAAGAAGCAGGUUGAUAAAAUGUUACGCCAACAGCAACCAACCGCCGGCGGUAGUCUCUGGAAUGGUUUAUACAAUAUAAAAAUAACAACUUCUACAAGAAAAGUGACUCCGAUAAUAGGGAGGAGGAAGCUAUAGAGUGGGCGGAAGGGGUUGGCACGCUUGAAGGUUCGUCGGAAUACGCGGGCGGCUACAGAUUAAGAAGCUGUACGCAACGGUGAUGAAUUCUCGUUAGUUGAUACGUUAGCGGUUAGCGUUUGUAUGUAGGCAGAUAAUCAUUUACUUAUAUACAUCUAGACAAAACUCAUAGGAAUGAAGUGGGUGGGAUAAACGAGCAAUGAAAGAUAAAGAGGAGAGUGUGUAUAUCAGUGGUUAUUGUACAGUAAAUCGAAUCGCGUAGAAAGUGACCAUCAGAAACUGUUGUGUUUCGUUGCUGAUGAGGAAUUUGUUAGGCUCGAACAAUAAGCCCCUUGUAGCAUAUACGUUCAUGCUCCUUCCUUCGCCCCAUGGAUGUUUGCUAGCGUGGCCCGCAUCAUCCCGAUCCCGAGUGAGAGAGUGAGAGAGACACACAGAGAGCUUGUUAGAAAAGAUGCACAGCGAACGGUGUUAAAGGAUUUCCCAGUUUUGCGUUGUUUCGUUUGCCGUUGGCUGAUUAACGGUUUAUUUAUUGAACUGUAGAAACUAGUGGAAUUCAAUAUGAUAAAUAGCUCUGCAGUGUACUGUGCACGUACAUGAAUGUUUUUAUUUCCAUAUUACUGACAAGGACUAAAUCGAAAAAUUCUCGCACUGUGAAUGGUCAGAAUCCUUUUCACAGUGGAAGACACACGCAUGCAAAAGAGGGACUGGAGUAUCCCUGGAGGAAGGAGGUGGGCAUUAGGUCAAAAAACAAGCAACUGCUGCCUUCGAAGAGAACCAAUUGAUCAUUGCUAGGAAUAUAAAAGGGGUUGUUGUACUCCUUUUUUUAUAUGAUGAUAGGGGCUGUACAUUGUAGUUCUAAUUGCUUAUCGAAUGUAUUUAUCGCAUUAUCACAACCCAUCUUACGCGCUGACCAUCCCCUCCUAAGCCUGGCCCCAUGCCAAUGAACCAAAAUAUCGAGUAAUUCGAAAAAAAAAACUCGGAAAAGCCCUUCCCUCCCCACACGACAUGUACACGACGUCCAUACUCACAAUCGUUUCUCAUUUACAAACCUCCUUGUUUUCACCGUUGGAAAGUUACAAUUACACAGCAACAAACAGCCCCAAGUGAAUGUGCAACCAAAAAGUAAAAACUGAACUGGAUGUGCCACGAGACCUUCUUCAAUGUUGAACGGUCCAGCGGGAAGUGAAGGUAUGUCCUUUAGGUAUUAUGCUGUACUAGGCGACGAAGCCCGACAAAGGCGAGGUUAAUGUGAAAUGCUACACAAUUAUGCAGUAACAUUAUGCAAUAGAUGUACUAUAUAUUGAACUCAAUAAAAGCAAAAUGAUUGGAGGUUGUUUUGGAUAACGUACGACAUAACGUGCGAACGUGUGCGCAAUCUAUUUCUUCUGGGUUAAGAAAAUGGCAAUUAAAGAAAAUUUGAACGAUACAGAUGAGAAACAAUAAGAUAACUCCUAAACAAAUUAACAAUAAGGAGAAUCAAAGUAGUUGGAGGUAGGAACUGAGGAAGGAAAGAAAUGUAGUUCCGAUGCGGAAAAAGGUGACAGCACGGGGAUAGACAAAAUUGAAAACACGAAAAAGAAAGCUGGGUGAUCGCGAUGACGGUAUCUUAGAAUCCGGAAUAUGGGACAGGAGAAUAACAAAAAAAAAAUGAAAAUACAACAUUGUAUCAUUUUGUAGACCAACAAUAACUAGAA
Molecule: messenger RNA, 8137 nt
Organism: Anopheles coustani
Lineage: Eukaryota; Metazoa; Arthropoda; Insecta; Diptera; Culicidae
Gene: SRPK
Product: SRSF protein kinase 3
Exons: 3
Coding region: 1333-3672 (779 amino acids)
Biological process (GO): regulation of mRNA processing; protein phosphorylation; spliceosomal complex assembly
Molecular function (GO): ATP binding; protein kinase activity
Source: RefSeq, a predicted model, not a curated record